Messenger RNA from Paraglomus brasilianum, 273 nucleotides. NCBI's taxonomy places the organism in Eukaryota, Fungi, Glomeromycota, Glomeromycetes, Paraglomerales, Paraglomeraceae. The record is from the annotation of a GenBank genome assembly.
AUGAAUAAACGCAGCGAGAAUACCUCACCCAUUGGUCGCGAACCUCAUUCAGGUGUAGUGUUUCAUGCCCUUCCACGACAUGAUACAAUCUCUGAUCCAAGUCCAGAUGAACUUGACAAUGAUGAAACCCGAUGGCAAGAUGUAGAGCAUGUGGUGACUCCACCCGCUCAUCGAGAAAUCGUCGGACGUUUGCAAAAAGAUUGGGAAAAGGAAACCAAAGAAAAGAAUGCAGAGAAAGAGGAGGACAAGAACAAGGACGAGGAACGGCCGUAG